Messenger RNA from Lagenorhynchus albirostris (white-beaked dolphin), 1419 nucleotides. RefSeq names its product doublecortin domain containing 2 (gene DCDC2). Gene Ontology annotation, biological process: intracellular signal transduction; cilium assembly; dendrite morphogenesis. The coding region runs from base 1 to 1419 and encodes 472 amino acids. Gene Ontology annotation, cellular component: axoneme; microtubule organizing center; microtubule. The transcript is spliced from 10 exons. Lineage: Eukaryota; Metazoa; Chordata; Mammalia; Artiodactyla; Delphinidae. The record is from RefSeq and is a predicted model, not a curated record.
AUGAACGGCAGCAGCGCCAGGUCCAGCCACUUGUCUCAGCCGGUCGUGAAGAGCGUGCUGGUGUACCGCAACGGGGACCCCUUUUUCGCGGGGCGCCGUUUCGUCUUCCACGAGAAGAAGGUGUCCAGCUUCGACGCCUUCCUCAGGGAGGUGACGGGCGGCGUUCAGGCGCCCUUUGGGGCCGUCAGGAACAUCUACACCCCGCGGACCGGGCACCGCAUCCGGAAGCUAGACCAGAUCCAGACCGGGGGCAACUACGUGGCUGGGGGCCAGGAAGCCUUCAAGAAACUCAAUUACUUGGACAUAGGAGAAAUCAAGAAAAGACCGAUGGAAGUUGUGAAUACAGAGGUGAAACCAGUAAUCCACAGCAGGAUCAACGUGUCAGCUCGCUUUAGAAAACCGCUUCUGGAACCCUGCGCUAUCUUCUUGAUUGCAAAUGGAGACCUUAUAAACCCAGCUUCUAGACUCCUCAUCCCUAGAAAAGCCUUGAAUCAGUGGGAUCAUGUACUACAAAUGGUCACGGAAAAAAUAACUCUGAGGAGUGGGGCUGUCCACAGACUUUAUACUUUAGAAGGAAAACUGAUUGAGAGUGGGGCAGAGUUGGAGAAUGGGCAGUUUUACGUGGCUGUCGGCAGAGAUAAGUUUAAGAAAUUGCCUUACAGUGAAUUACUUUUUGACAAGUCAACGAUGAGAAGGUCUUACGGUCAGAAAGCCUCUUCGCUACCUCCUAUUGUAGGAUCCAGAAAGUCUAAAGGGAGUGGAAAUGAUCGCCAAUCUAAGUCAACAGUCGGAUCCAGCGACAACUCAUCUCCUCAGCCUCCAAAGAGGAAAGGGAAAAAAGAUGUGAAUUCAGAAAAACCCACGAAAGGGAAACAGAGUGUAAAGUUAAAGAGUUCGCCGCAAACAAUUCCAAACAGUGAUGAAGGCGUUUUCAAAGCUGGAGAGGAAAGAUCAGAAACGCGGGGGGCUGCAGAAGUCCAAGAAGAUGAAGAUACUCAAGUUGAGAUUCCACUUGACCAGAGGCCAGCAGAAAUAGUAGAUGAGGAAGAUAGAGAGAAAGAAAAUAAGGAAGUGGGACAGAAGGAAGACUUUUCAGGAAUGAAUGGUGGAGUUGAAGAGGAAGGAGGCGGGGAGGCCACUGAAGCUCCAGAGCAAGCAGAGGAGAUCCUGGAUCACAGGGAGGAGCAGGCAGGUCCUGCUCGUGUGAGCAGAGGCACCAAUGAAGAAAAUGGCGAGGAACUGGACCAGGUUAAUAAUGAGCUUCAAGAAGCAGUGGACGAGGAAAUAAAGUCUCAAGGAGCUGGCAGUGGAUGUGAAGAGGCUGACUUGGACCCUCAAAGACCACCAAAGCCAGAAGUAAAAAUCACCAGCUCACAAGAAAAUGAUAACAAUGAACAAAACAAGGAUAAUCUGUUAUAG